This is a messenger RNA of Dreissena polymorpha, 6645 nucleotides long. RefSeq lists its product as uncharacterized. NCBI's taxonomy places the organism in Eukaryota, Metazoa, Mollusca, Bivalvia, Myida, Dreissenidae. The coding region runs from base 1687 to 3012 and encodes 441 amino acids. The record is from RefSeq and is a predicted model, not a curated record. The transcript is spliced from 3 exons.
ACCGAAAGUCGGUGUGCGAAAAUCGAAUUGGUAACGGAAGAAAACAUGAGAAAAAUAGAUACACUGAAUGAAAAAGAAUACGAACUCAAACGAGACGAAAUGUUGCGAGUGAUGAUGAAGCAUUACGCCAAAACACUCAGUCAAGUGACCACCUCGCCAUUGAAUGACUGGGUUCAAGCACCUUUAGCUGACAUAUACAUGCCAUCCAAUUUGCAGCUUAUGAAAAAAGACAAGGGGUCCUUUAUAAAAUCUGGUACACAAAUUACAGAAUACAGAAAUGUAUUUUUAACGGAUGGUGAACAAAGCCGACCUACGUUUAUUCAAGGCGAAGCGGGUUCUGGUAAACUCACUUUCCUUGCAAAGUUAAUUAUGGACUGGUGUAGUGCUAUGACGACAAAAUUAGUCGAAGCCUUGCCGACGGCUGAAACUAACAGCGCCGAUCGUGAUUCACGAAUAAAACGAGGUCAUUACUUUAAAGAUUUUACUUCUCUUAAAUCGUACAUGUUCAUAUUUCAUGUCACUUUAAGGGAAUCGGUUCUGGAGUUUGAAAUUUUUGAGAUGAUUAAACAUCAAAUAAUUGACUCAAUUUACAGCAAAGAAGAUCGCGAUAAUGCGUACAAACUACUGAUUCAGAUCAUGAAACGUGAACGUUGUUUGGUUCUACUUGAUGGUCUAGAUGAGUGGAACGGUACUGGAGGUCAUAACCUGCAGACACUGGCUGUAUCCCUCAGUCAGUGCGAUAUGUUGAUUACAACUCGACCUUGGAAAAUGUCACAAUCGAAAAUACUCGACUCAAAAAUUGACAGGUUGCUACAACUAGAAGGCGUAAACGAGCCUUUUGAUGUGAGCAAAAGACUUCUGGCUUGUAGAGGUGAAUAUAAGGAAAGCAAGGCUUUGGACAAUAAACACUCUGAAUUUAAAUCGUACGUAUUCAAAAACGACUUGUAUGAAUUGCUGGUCUCACCAAUGCUGUUGUCGUUGAUAGUGCAGUCGUGGUCAGAAGGGACUGAACUGAAGGGCUCUAGGUGUGAAAUAUACAGCCUCUUGCUGGAAAGUCUUCUUAAGAAGGCGAACAGUGAAACAAGUGAAUUUCAAAGACCGCCCUUUCGAUGCUUCACAUGGACACAAUAUAUAAAACCCAACAAUGAGCACGUGGAUCGUUUGGCAGAAGCGGCAUUUUAUUUAUUUUUUUCAGAUAAACGGGAAAAUUCAUUAGUGUUUAGCAUUACAGAUUUAAAGAAUUCUAAUUCCAAGUUACAUGAACAAGAACGAUUGGACUUUGCAUUGAAAUCGGGUAUUUUAUCGGCAACACGAAAGGGAUCUAUAUUACGAUCAUCUUUAGCAUUUUCUUUUAUCCAUAAGAGCUUGCACGAAUUCCUUGCUGCUUAUCAUAUCGCCCGUAAUACCCAUCUCAAUCUAAUUGAUGACGUCAUAUCCGGAUAUCUUCACCGUCAAAAGGAUGCAUAUCUCGACAUAUCCCAGGUUUUCAUAUUUCUGUGUGGACUGGACAUCCUGGGUGCGAAUAAGCUUUCUGGCAUAAUGGAUGAACACAAUAAUGCUCGUGUAAAAUCAGGGUUUGAUAAUAACCUUUGUGGCAUCAUACUAACAGGAUACAUGAGAAGCUGUUGCCAAUGCGCAAACUAAAUUGCCCUGACACUUAGUCACAUCCACUGCGCCAAUUAUAAUAUGAGGGACGCUCAUAGCGUUUGGCAAAAUAACACGUUCAAUAUGUUGUCAUUGAGCUUAGACAUAAACUUAAGAGACAGAGAUAGUCAUGUUCCGGGCAGAGAAUGUUCACCUGCAACAACCGAGCCUCUAUCCCAUAUUGAGUUUAAACUGUCAUCCUGCCCCAUGAUCGACUCAUUAAAUGUAGUUGGGAACGGCAUUUGGCUUAAGGAGUCUGACAGUGCUGCUGGAUCAGAACAGCCGGUCUGGAUUGUUUUAGACAGUGCAAAUCCAGCACAGUGUACAGAUCCACCUUUAGUACUGCCCUCUAUUAAACACAUUUCAUUGAUUGAUGUCACAUGUUCCUCCGCUGGGCUACACAGUUUGUUCAGCACGCUUCUGACACUGGACCACGAGGUGAAAUGUGCCUUGAUGCGUUGUGACAUCUCAUCGCGUGUAGAGGGCGCACUCAGCAGAUUUUGUUUAUUCGCGGCAAUAACGACGGACGUAAACAACACAUUCAGUUUGCAUUUAGAAAGUGAUCAUUGCCCCGGUUUGUGGGAGGCUCUACAUGGUCAGUCUAUCAAAUGUCUGAGUCUCAGUGGACUCAAUGCAAAAUUGAAGAACCAAAAUGCAGAGUCGUUAUUGAAGUCAGUACAAUCACUCCCACAACUGGAAACGCUUAAUAUAAAAGUCAAUGUCAAUGCUUAUAUCAGCCCUAAUCUGUGGGAGACUCUGAAUAGCCUUAAUAUCAAGCGUGUGAUACUGAUUAUAAAUAGUGUGUGGUGUGGUCUGAUAGUACAUAAUGCAUCGAUGUUGUCGCAGGCUCUCCUUUCAAACAAUACGGAAACCAUUUGUAUGUACCUGAAUGCCCAGCCCUGUAAGAUUGAGGCUAUGCAUGGUCUGCCUAUCGAAAGUCUGAGUUUGUUUGGCAGUGGAGAAAGCUUGGACAUUAUUCACGUGUCGUCGCUGUACAAAAUGCUCUCGUCGCUCAAACAGCUGAAAAACGUCGGCGUUUUCGUAAACAAUGAAAAUCCCGGUCUUUGGGAGGCUUUCCAUGGUCUGAAUAUCAAGUGUCUGAGUCUGACUAAUAGAGAUUUGAGAGUAAAUCAUGUAUCGUCGUUUUCGCAGCUUCUAUCUUCUCUCGCACAGUUGGAAAUGUUAAAUGUUAAAGUGAAUUUUGACAGUCCCGGUUUUUUGGAUGCUCUACAUGGACUGAAUAUCAAGAGUUUGAGUCUUAAUGGUUUAAGAGGAGGUUUGACGGGAUUGGAUGAAAGAGUUGGCAGUGCAACAGAUGAAACCCUUGUCUCGGCUAUUCAAAUCGCUGAGACAGCUGGACACGCUUAGUAUUGGAGUGGAAGAUGACUGUUCGGGUCUGUCAGAUGCUCUGCAUGGUCUGUAUAUCAAGAGUCUGAGUCUGAGUGAUGGGUCGGGAAGUUUGAACGUAAAUCAUGCUGAGUUGUUGUCACAGUCAAUAUCUUCGCUCACGCAGCUUGAAACGCUUACAUUGCAUGUAUUUACAUAUAUGGACCUACAACUCCCUCAGUCAUUGAAGUAUUUCAAUUUUUACUGUACCGGAAUAUCUCCGCCACAAUUACGUGACCUACUGAAGGUACUCUCUGCGUGUACUCAGACUGUUAGAGUGUAAGCUGGAACUCGGUUGUGCACUUUGUACUAAUGAAGGUUUUCUUUUAGGACAAGAGGAUCCAAUUCCUCCGGAAGAAUACAUUCCCAUCCAACAAGAACUGACUGUACAGAGGAAUGUCGCGGUGAAACGAUUCCGAAUACUAGACCGGAUACGUGAUAAUAGAUGGUAUGAGUCUGCUGAUUCUGCUUGGUCGGUACGUGACAAUGUUGCUGUUGAGACACGAUGAUUAUGAUGAUGGUAUCGCUGAUGAUGAGACUUAUAACUUAUUCGUUCAACAUCUAGGUAGUGACAAUCGAAUUUCCAUCCGUCUAAAGAGUUAUGUAGCUUCGACCUAGUGAGUACAUACAUCCGUAGAGACUUGAUCAAUAGAAACCAAAAAAAACUAAAUAGCAAAUAUACAGCGUUUACCAUGAUAACGACAGAUUCAGUCAGAGACAGCUGAAUUAGCUGCUGCAUACAUGUAACAAAUAUCAUGCCAACAAACUCAUGUACACGUCUAAUUUUUAAUUGAAUACAUUACAUGUUUCAAAAGAUAAAAUACGUUAACUGUCUUUAUCGUGCUUAUGUAAGCAAAAUGUUUUAAAUGUAAACAUUCUCAAUUGCUACUUAAGAAAUGUGUUGAAUAAACUGUGAUCAUUUCCUGUCAAUCGAAAUGAAACCGCGUGUCGUGUUAAAAUUCAUCAUAAUACUACUUUGUCGCAUGUUAUAAUUCAUCACAUAGAACUUUGUGGCAUGUUAGAAUGUAUCAUGUACUACUUUGUGGCAUGCAAUUAUUCAUCAAAAUCUACUUUGUGACAUAUUAAAUUUAUCAUAUACUACUUUGUGGCAUGUAAUUAUUCAUCAUAAUCUACUUUGUGACAUGUUAGAAUUCAUCAUAUACUACUAUGUGGCAUGUUAGAAUUCAGCAUGAACUGCUUUGUGGCAUGAUAGAGUUAAUCAUAUAUACAAAUUUGUUGUGCACACUGCUUGUUAUGUUUCAAUUGUUAGUCUACAAAUUUCCAAAUUAAAGUAAUGUGUCAAAGGGGCAUAUCGAUGAGAUAUUCUCCUAAUGAAGAAAUCAAUUAAAAUUUGCUGGUUCCCAUUUUUUUCGCAUGAAUAUAUAUAUAGACCGGUAGUGUCAAUUUGUUGGUAAAAUAGUUAAAGUGUACACAAUUAAUUUGUUCAAUACAUUCCUCUCAUGUGACGUCUGAAAUAGUCGAGCACUUUAUCGAUAGCGUGCAUGCAGUAACUUACAUAAGUCGAUGGUGUACAUGCAGGCGGUGCAUUUCAUUCAUAACAAUUUUACUUCUAUCACGUGUGUCCUACGCGAACUUAAAUGGUCCCCGGGAAAAUGUUUAUAUUUAUUAAACAUAAACAGUUUGCAGUGUAUUUAUAAAAACAAACUAUAAGUGCAUUAACAAUUUAAUAAAUACUUAUUUGAAGAUUAUUUUCUAUCGAAAUUAGCCGUGCUCUCGGAAAAAUGGAUUUAAUGAAUGUUUAUUAAGUGUCGUCCUAGAUUUGCCUUCGCAGUCCGCAAAUUUCGUUUAGAGGAGACUUCACUUAAACGACAAUUUAAUUUAGAAGAGACGUUUAUUUUAGCAUAACAUUCCAAAAAAGCGGAAGAUUCGUACCCAAUGAGCUUGUGCGGACUUCACAGGCUUAUCUGGGCUGGUCUAGGCAGACACUUUACGCGAAUCCCUUAAGUCCACGUUUUCCCACAACGAAACUCAAUUAUGUGAGUCUUUGACAAAAACCUUUAAGAUUUAUCAAGAUUCCACUCGUCUCACGUUAAAUGUUGUGAAUUUUAAAUGUUGCGAGUCUUUGCCUAGAACCUUAAAGAUUUAGCAAUGAAAUCCACUUGCCGUUUGUUAAAUGUUGUGAGUCUUUGACAAGAACCUUUAAGAUGUAUCAAUGAUAUCAACUCGCCUUACGUGAAAUGUUGUGAGUCUCUGACAAGAACCUUAUAGAUUUAUCAAUGAAAAUCCACUGGCCUCAUGUUAAAUGUUGUAAGUCUUUGACAAGAACCUUUAAGAUUUAUCAAUGCAAUCCACUUGCCGUAUGUUUAAUGUUGUGAGUCUUUGACAAGAACCUGUAAGAUUUUUCAAUGUAUUCACUUGCCUUAUGUUAAAUGUUGUGAGUCUUUGACAAGAACCUUUAAGAUAUAUCAAUGAAAUCUACUCGCCCGCCUUAUGUAAUAUGUUGUGCGUCUUUGACAAGAACCUUAAUUAAGGUAUAUCAAUGAAAUCUACACGCCUUAUGUAAAAUGUUGUGAGUCGUUUACAAGAUCCUUUAAGAUAUAUCAAUAAAAUCCACUUGCCGUAUUUUAAAUGUUGUGAGUCUUGGACAAGAACCUUUAAGAUAUAUCAAUGAAAUCCACUCGACUUAUGUCAAAUGUUGUGAGUCUUUGACAAAAACCUUUAAGAUUUAUCAAUGAAAUCCACUUGCCUUAUGUUAAAUGUUGUGAGUCUUUGACAAGAAUCUUUCAAAUUUAACAAUGAAAUCCACUCGCCUUAUGUUAAAUCUUGUGAGACUUUGACAAGAACCUUUAAGAUUUAUCAAUGAAAUCCACUCGCCGCAUAUUAAAUUGUGUGAGUCUUUGACAAGAACCUUAAAGAUUUAUCAAUGAAAUCCAAUCGCCUUAUGUUAAAUGUUGUGAGUCUUUGACGAGAACCUUUAGAUAUCAAUGAAAUCUACUCGCCUUAUGUCAAAUGUUGCGAGUCUUUGACAAGAACCUUAAAGAUUUAUCAAUUAAACCACUUGCCGUAUGUUAAAUGUUGUGAGUCUUUGACAAGAACAUUUCAGAUUUAUCAAUGAAAUCCACUCGACUUAUGUUAAAUGUUGUGAGUCUUUGACAAGAACCUUUAAGAUUUAUCAAUAAAAUCCACUCGGUUUAUGUUAAAUGAUGUGAGUGUUUGACCAAAACCUUAAAGAUUUUUUUAAUGAAAUCCACUCGCCUUAUGUUUAAUGUUGUGUGUCUUUGACAACAACCUACACGAUUUAUAAAUGAAAUGCACUUGCCUCAUAUUAAAUGCUGUCAGCCUUUGACAAGAACCUUCAAAAUUUAUCAAUGAAAUCCACUCGCCUUAUGUAAUGUGUGUCUUUGACAAGAACCUUUAAGAUUAAUAAAUGAAAUCAACUCGCCUUAUGUUAAAUUUGAUACAGUUUCAAUAGUUUGGGUUCAGAUCCAGGUUCAAUUUCUUAUAAUUAUUAGAAUAUAUUUGUCAUAUUAUAUUUUGUGAGUCAAUUACCACUUAUCAAUAUCGCUUGUGUUUUUAUUAUAAAAUUAGUGUACGUGCAUUUUGGACCUAAUUCAUUGUAUGAAAGUUGUAAUACAAUAAAACUACUCAAACGGG